Messenger RNA from Amphimedon queenslandica, 2956 nucleotides. RefSeq names its product growth factor receptor-bound protein 14-like. The transcript has 14 exons. The record is from RefSeq and is a predicted model, not a curated record. Gene Ontology annotation, biological process: signal transduction. The coding region runs from base 170 to 2677 and encodes 835 amino acids. Gene Ontology annotation, molecular function: protein binding. Lineage: Eukaryota; Metazoa; Porifera; Demospongiae; Haplosclerida; Niphatidae.
CGGGGGCAGGUAUUUAUCUUCGAGAAGGCAAAAGAAGAGAAAGUCUUUCUUUAUCUUUCUUUAUCUCUCUCUUUGUACAAGCUCUCCAGCUCCUCCCGCAGUCCAGCUCUUUAGCUCUGCUCUCAGAGUUUUCUUCUCCAGUGCCUAGUGGUAUAUCCGAGCGAGGGUGAUGGCGGAAGACGUCAGGAAGUGGCUGAGGGACAUUGGUUGCGAGCACUAUCAUCCCAUCUUUGUUCAGAAUGGCUACAAUAAUCUUGGGGCCUUGAGUGGAUUGACUGAAAGUUCCCUAAUAAAAAUGGCUGUCGUAAAUUCAAGUCACAAGCAGGCUAUACUCAAUAAGGCGAGGACCACUACUGCUGCUUCUUCUGCUGGUGGAACCGUUGACUUUGAUGAUUUUGAUAAUCUUCUCGGUGACCUUACCUCGGCCAUCGCUGACUUGGAAUCCAUUACUGCUCCUGGUAGGAGUCCUUCUAUAGCAGCCAAUAGUUUCAAUCCAGUAACCUCCUAUGACCCUUCUUCAAGAAGACACACUGUACCAGCUGGUACAAUCAGUGGCUCGUCAUCAGGGAAUAGCACUCCAUUAGGAGGCGGGACACCAUACAAUAGUUUACAAAGGGAGGAGCAAAAGCCUAUACAAGGGUUUAAUCCAGAGGCUAGUUUAAAGGACACUGAUCUUGAUGCUCUCCUCACUGAUUUGUGUGAAUUUGACCCAAUGAAGGAAGUCCAGCCCUCUCAGGCCUCUAUGCCUACUAAUCCAAUACAGUUUGCUUCCCCAGUUCAUCAGGUUGCUGCUACUCCUCCCCUGCCACAUCAGAGAGUAGUUCAGAAGACGGAGCCUUCUCCCCCUCCCCCGCCAACCGCUCCUCGUCCUGUCCCUGCUAAUAAACCAUCUCCACUAGCCCAACCUAAAUCAAAUGGAGUCGUGACACAUGAGACUAAGGACAGUCCUAGUCAUUCAAAUUCUUCCCUUCCCCCUGACCUCCCCCCACCAAAAGGAUUUGAUUCAACGGAUGAGGUCCAUGUCACUCCAAUCCAUGAGCCAAAACUAACUGGAGCUAGUGAAGAGAUAACCAAAGAUGACAUUGCUCGUCGCUUGGUUGCUAGGGAGGAGGAGCUUCGCUCGGACCCCAGUCUCAACGACGAGGAAGUUGCUGCUAAGAUGAAAGACGAAAAGAUGAAGAUAGCCAUCGAGAAGAUGAAGAUUGCAAGCAAGAGAAAGGUAGCCAUCAAAGUCUUCAAUAACGAUGGCUCCAACAAGACCGUGGUUGUUGAGGAAGGAAUGACUGCUGCUAUUGUCUGCUACCUUCUUGUAUCCAAGAACCAUUUUGAGGAGUCACCCAACUGGACUAUAAUAGAAAGACUUGGAGAUGUGGGACUGGAACGUGAACUAGAGGAUCAUGAAUGUGUUGAAGAGAUAUACACUCAUUGGGCACGUGACUCCAACAAUCAGUUCUUCUUCCGCAGAAACGAUUUGAAAUAUGAGCUGUUUGUAGAUCCAAUUAAAUAUUUCCCUGCUUUGCUAACAAGCACCAUGAUUGGCAAAGACAGCAAGAACCGAACAGAUAAAGCUAGGAAGAUACUGGUCCAGGAGUAUUUCACGUCAGCCCUUCGCGUCCCAGAGAUUGAAGGGUUCCUUCACCUAAAGGACGGCUACAAGAACAAGUGGAAGAAGAUAUACGUCAUAUUGAGGGCAUCAGGUCUCUACCAGACACUCAAAGGGAAAGCUAAAACGGCCAAGAAUUUACAGUUGUUGAUUCAGUUUGAAGAUUGUGAUCUUUAUCGUGGCUUGAACUUCAAGAAAAUGCUAAAGGCUCCCUCUGAUUUCUGCUUUGGUCUCAGACCUAAACCAGAUCAGAUGGUUCCAGGUGCAAAGGACAUUAAGGUCCUUUGUGCUGAUUCUGAGGAGGAGUUCAUCUCUUGGUACGCUGGGUGCCGUCUUGCCAAAUUUGGUCAUGUACUGUAUGACAAUUACUACAAGGCUCACAUCAAGCAGUUCAAGUUGGAGGACCCAGAGACGACUGGUGGUCGUACUGCUGAAGAAAGGGCCUACUCUCUAACUGGGAUGAGGCUUGAGAAGCACCUGGACAAGAGGCGCGAGGAGUAUCAGAGAGAGAAAGAAGCUAAAGUCGCUCAAGAGAUGAUGUUUAAGCAUGUCGGAGGGGAAGACAACACUCCUGAAGCUUCUCCCCAAGUCCCACCCAAGACGGCCCCUAAACCUAAAACGGCUCCUAAACCAGCUCCAAAGCCUUCACAUAGAGGAGGAGAGCACCCUGAUGAUGUCCCGCCACCUAUACCACCCCACCCUAUAGAUGAGCAGGAGGGCGUUGUCUUGGAUUCACUGUCACAGUAUCCUUGGUAUCAUGGCUCCAUACCUCGUGAUGAAGCCAUUAGGCGAUUAGAACAAGCUGGGUCUAGAGAUGGGUUGUUUCUGGUCCGUGAUAGCUCUUCUGUUGCUAACUCCUUUGUCCUGACAAUGUUUGCAAAGUCUGUACCCAAGAACUUUCAGAUCAUGCCAUAUGAACUAGAAAACUCUGAGAUAAUAUAUAGGAUUGAUGAUGGUCCGCAGUUUAAGUCAGUCCCUGAAGUACUGGAGCAUUAUCGCAAUUUUGCUGAUCGUCUUCCAUGCAAACUAACAGAGUACUGUUCUCGUCCACCCACGCGAAUGACCGAGUGCUAAUUAACUAUUAAUUAAUAAAAACUAAUAAUUAAUUAAUUAUUGUUGUUUAUCUAUUGAAUUACAAUCACACACUUUAUUGCAUGCAUUCAUGUGUUGUUGCUGUUUAAAUUUUCAAAAUUUUGACAAAAAGGCAAUGACUUUGUUUUUCUCUUACUAGUGUGCCCUAAAUAUUAAUAUUAUUGUCUUGUUAUUAUUCAAUGUAAUAAUUAUCAUUAUUAUUGACUAGUCAAGCAUUUUCGUAUUGAAAUUCAUUUUAGAAUUAUUAGAAUUUUAAGAAUA